Molecule: messenger RNA, 1424 nt
Organism: Oryzias melastigma (Indian medaka)
Lineage: Eukaryota; Metazoa; Chordata; Actinopteri; Beloniformes; Adrianichthyidae
Product: cytochrome c-type heme lyase
Exons: 8
Coding region: 148-993 (281 amino acids)
Biological process (GO): cytochrome c-heme linkage
Cellular component (GO): mitochondrion
Molecular function (GO): holocytochrome-c synthase activity
Source: RefSeq, a predicted model, not a curated record
GUGACGUAAGCCCCGUCCCGCGCGGUGACAUUGGGACAGACAGCGGAAGAACGCAGCGGCUGCUGGGUAAAGGGAGCUUUCUGCCCGCGUGCCGGUCACGGAGUCCUCUGUUCCGCAGCGCGUGAAAGGAGACGCGAACCAGGAAGGAUGGGAGCUUCUGUGUCUACACCUGCUGCUCCGACGGUCCAGGCGGAGGCUGUGGCUGCUGCUCCUCAGGGCUGCCCCAUGCACCAGGAGGUCCAGAUCCUUAAGAAAGCCUCGCCUCCCCCCGAGUGUCCCAUGCACCAAGCCCCGCCCAUCAAAGCUUCUCCACCAUCAGAGUGUCCCAUGCACAAAGCUGAGCCCGGUCCAGCCCACCAGGACCGGGCCUAUGAGUUUGUGGAGUGUCCAAUGAGAGCUGCAGCCGGUGUGCAGACUGACAUUGAUCCAGCUAACAUGAUGCCUCCUCCAAACCAGAGUCCGGCUCCGGACCAGCCCUUUUCCCUCUCUGUGGCCAGAGAGGAGUCCACCAUUCCCCGCCACGGCACCGAGAAGAACUGGGUCUAUCCAUCCGAGCAGAUGUUCUGGAAUGCCAUGCUGCGGAAAGGAUGGCGCUGGAGAGAUGAAGAUCUGGCUGCUCCAGACAUGACCAACAUCAUAAAGAUCCACAACAAGAACAACGAGCAGGCCUGGCAGGAGAUCCUCAAGUGGGAGGCUAUGCAUGCAGGAGAGUGUCCGUGUGGGCCCACACUGAAGAGGUUUGGGGGCAAAGCCAAAGAGUUCUCCCCCCGAGCACGCCUCCGCCACUGGAUGGGGUACGAGCUGCCCUUCGACCGCCACGACUGGAUCAUCGACCGCUGUGGCAGAGAGGUGCGCUACGUCAUCGACUACUACGAUGGGGAAAUCAACAAGGACACUUACCAGUUCUCCAUCCUGGACGUGCGCCCCGCCUUCGACUCUUUGGGGGCUGUGUGGGACCGCAUGAAAGUGGCGUGGUGGCGCUGGAGCUCCUAAGAACUGACUUGUUCAGAGGUCACUCUCUCAAGGACUGUGUUGAAUAUUUAACGUGUUGGCAUGCGAGGAAGACGAGCAGUUUGAGUGUGCGGCACUUCAGAAGAUUGUCACUCUGCUUUCAUGCUUUGUGGUCAAAGGCAGCGUCCUGCAUGUCAUGUGACGGAUGAUGUGGGUUAGUUUAAAGCUGCAGACAUCCAGCUGGAAGCAGCAGAGAUGUGGAGCUCUCAACCACAGUUCAUCAGGGGUUGAUCUGGUCUGCUGCCCCAGAUCCAUAAUCCAGAAAAGUAAUAGACUGAUGAGAACGGUUACAGGUUAUGGGUCAAGUCGUAUCUUCUCUUCUCUUUUGUGUUUUCAGAAUGUUUCCUCCACAAAGAUUCUUCUGUUCUGAGGCAUCAAACCUUGAAUAAAACCUGCAGAUCUGUGUGUCGUCA